AUGCGUUCAACACUUUGGUCGUUAUUAGCCCUUACCGGGCUGGCCGAUGCCAACGCCCAUGACUCCUGUAAAUGCACACCUGGAGAUUCAUGCUGGCCGUCUGUUGACGCUUGGAAUGGGCUGAAUGCUUCGGUAUCCGGAAAGCUCAUCGAGAACACACCUCCCGCUAUUUCCUGUUAUCCAGGCCCUCACCAGAACGGCGAGGAAUGUGCGUAUGUUUUCUCACAAUGGUACAACUCAUCCUUCCAGUCUCUCGAGCCGGUGGGGUACAUAUACCCUACCGACAAUAACUGUCCGCCUGUUGAUCCCAGCUCGGGAGAAAAGCCCGGAACAUGUACUUUGGGGCCAUCCCCGUUGUACACGAUCAACGCGACGGAGCCGGGGGAAUUAGCGACCGGAAUGGCGUUUGCAAAGAAGAACAACAUCCGGCUUGUUGUUAGGAAUACCGGUCACGAUAUUCUUGGAAAGUCUGAAGGCUAUGGUGCUCUGCAAAUCUGGAUCAAGUAUAUCCAAAAAGGGAUCACUUAUCAUGAAACGUACGUUCCAUCGGACCACUGCAAGAACACAAACUGGACCGGCUCCGCGUUCACGGUCGCGGGUGGUUACGUGUGGGAAGACGUCUAUCAAGAGGCAUUCAAGCGUAACUUGACCAUUGUAGGAGGAGGAGACCCUGUUGUGGGCUGCAUCGGUGGCUACAUCCAAGGUGGCGGCCACUCACCUGCCAGCCGUGACUACGGUCUUGGAUCAGACCAAAUCCUAGAGGCCCAAGUCAUGCUGGCUAACGGCAACACUGUUACUGCCAAUGCAUGCCAGAAUUCCGACCUUUAUUUCGCGAUCCGCGGUGGCGGAGGUGGAACUUACGGCGUUGCCACCUCCAUGACUCUCAAGGCCUAUCCGUCAAAGCCCGUGGUGGCCCAAUCCCUUACCGUAGUGCCGCUUGGAAACAGUACCGAUGUUCUUCUGGAGGCAGUCACGGAUAUCCACACCGAGUAUCCAGCCAUCUCUGAUGCAGGGUUCUCCGGCUACGGGACAUGGUCUGUCAACGGCCCCAUGGCACUAUUCGCGAACCAGACGGUCGGUUACGUCCACGCUGUCGCAGCCAUGGGUAAAUCACGCAAGCAAGCAGAAAGGGCAUUUGCACCCCUUCUGCAUAUGCUGCAGAAAUACAAUGGCACUUCUCUGUUUGUCUCGGUUCAGUGGUACCAGUUCCCGACAUAUCCGGCCUAUUACCGCGCCAUGUCAGGGGUACACCAGCCAGUGGGUUCGGCGAAUUCCGCUAUGAGCUCUCGGAUGUUUGACAAAAGGUCUCUGACCAAGAAUCGCACGUUCCUUCGGAAGAUGGUCGGGACUAUUGCCGGGGCCCCAGAGGAGUACACUAUCAACAGCGUGGAACUGGUCGGGGGAGGAAAGGUGUUGACUGACGGAGCAGACCGGUUCUCUGGCUUGAACCCAGCCUGGCGCUCGACAUACAUGGUCAAUAUUGUGGCUAGAGGUUGGACGAAUGGUACAGACAAGUCAACCGCGCAAGCCGUCAAGAACGAUAUUACCUAUAAGAAGGGUGGGGGGAUGAGGGCCUUGACCCGAAAGCUGGGCAGUUAUAUGAAUGAGGCUGAUCGAAACGAUCCUCUUUGGGCUGAGGACUUUUAUGGUGCUAACUAUAAGCGUUUUUCAUUGAUCAAGAAGAAAUAUGAUCCGGACAGUCUGUUCUACUGUCCAACCUGCGUUGGUAGUGAGAUGUGGCACCAGAAGUAUAUUUUGGAUAAGGAGUACGGCCCUCUCUGCCAGGGAGGGCGUAGAUAG
Molecule: messenger RNA, 1800 nt
Organism: Aspergillus alliaceus
Lineage: Eukaryota; Fungi; Ascomycota; Eurotiomycetes; Eurotiales; Aspergillaceae
Product: isoamyl alcohol oxidase
Exons: 5
Coding region: 1-1800 (599 amino acids)
Molecular function (GO): oxidoreductase activity; FAD binding
Source: RefSeq, a predicted model, not a curated record